GUUAAAGGGGCCGCGGCGCGGCUAGACGCGGUGGUCGUGCACCAUGGCCUACCAGGGCUUCGCGCAGGAGUACCUGGGCAUGCCGGCCGUGACGCGCGCUUACACCACCGCCUGCGUCAUCACCACCGCCGCUGUGCUGGAGUUCAUCACCCCCUUCCAGCUGUAUUUCAACCCUGACCUCAUCUUCAGGAAGUUCCAGAUAUGGAGGCUGAUCACCAACUUCCUCUUUUUUGGGCCCCUGGGAUUCAGUUUCUUUUUCAACAUGAUAUUUCUGUACAGGUACUGCCGCAUGCUGGAAGAAGGCUCCUUCCGUGGAAGGACGGCUGACUUCGUCUUCAUGUUCCUCUUCGGAGGGUUUCUCAUGACACUAUUUGGCCUCUUUGCCAGCCUGUUUUUCCUGGGCCAGGCAUUCACCAUCAUGCUGGUGUACGUGUGGAGUCGCAGGAACCCUUACAUCCGCAUGAACUUCUUUGGGCUGCUUAAUUUCCAGGCCCCUUUCUUGCCCUGGGUCCUGAUGGGAUUCUCUCUGCUCCUGGGCAACUCCAUCAUCAUCGACUUACUGGGGAUUGCUGUGGGUCACAUCUAUUAUUUCUUGGAAGAUGUUUUCCCCAACCAGCCUGGAGGAAAGAAACUGCUGUUAACCCCUGGCUUCCUGAAGAUGGUAUUUGACACACCUGAAGAGGAUCCCAACUAUAACCCUCUCCCUGAGGAUCAUCCAGAAAACCAACCUAGAGACCAAGACCAAAACCAGCAGCAGCACCCACAGUAACAGAGGACUUCAUGCUGUGGCCAGAUUCCUCUCUCCCGGCUGGACUUACGCUGUGGCCCAGAGAUCCUACUGGAAUAACACCAGUUGCCAUUCCAAUGUGUGAUGUCUCGCUGUUUGUACGGGUAACUCCUCUUCCCCUGGUACCCAGCGGUUCCACAGGGCCCUGCAUGUGAGAACUGAUGCUCUCAGAGGUGUUGUAGGGACAGGGGCUGGGAGUUGUGAUGGCUCCUCAGUUACCUGGGGGGGAAUAAGUAUCAAACGGGGUGUUAAACCAGUUACUCCUCCUCUUGCUGUUAAUGACUCGCUGUGUGCCAGAUCACUCUGUACAAAGACCAAUGUUCUCGGCUCUCGCUGUUUGUGAGACCUCUUUGUGGGCUUUCAAUGAAGUAGAACUCCCUGCUCUACCAUAGUAGAAUGCAGCUCAGCCUCUUCCUUUCCUCCAAGUCUCCCACCCCUUUUUUCAGUUCUUGUUUCCAAAGAGUCUUUACAUUAAAAUCUUUAUUUUUCAGUUGUGUCCGUUUCUGCCAGGGGCAGAGGCAGCAGUUCACCUGUAUUCGUUAGGACUUUGCUUAAAACCACCAGGCUGUUUGCUUGGGCUUUUCUUUUUUUGGUGGGCAAAGCGAAGUCCAGGUUUGCUGGACUCUUGUGUCAGCAGGAGAGCAGAGCAUGGGGAAGGUUGGGGGUGUCUGCUUGGAGACAGGGAUUUCUGGGAAAGGAGAGGGGACGGAGCCGGACACUUGAGCCAGGCAGGGACUGGAAGUAGCACUUGACACUGGUAAUAAAGGCUGUCUGCACGUGCA
Molecule: messenger RNA, 1569 nt
Organism: Calidris pugnax (ruff)
Lineage: Eukaryota; Metazoa; Chordata; Aves; Charadriiformes; Scolopacidae
Gene: DERL3
Product: derlin 3
Exons: 7
Coding region: 44-769 (241 amino acids)
Biological process (GO): endoplasmic reticulum unfolded protein response
Cellular component (GO): endoplasmic reticulum membrane; Hrd1p ubiquitin ligase ERAD-L complex
Molecular function (GO): misfolded protein binding; ubiquitin-specific protease binding
Source: RefSeq, a predicted model, not a curated record